Messenger RNA from Cordyceps militaris CM01, 1953 nucleotides. Its product is annotated as PHD finger domain protein (Ing1). Gene Ontology annotation, cellular component: Rpd3L-Expanded complex; Rpd3L complex; nucleus. NCBI's taxonomy places the organism in Eukaryota, Fungi, Ascomycota, Sordariomycetes, Hypocreales, Cordycipitaceae. The transcript has 3 exons. Gene Ontology annotation, biological process: regulation of DNA-templated transcription. The coding region runs from base 1 to 1953 and encodes 650 amino acids. The record is from RefSeq and is a predicted model, not a curated record.
AUGAAGUCGGCCAAGCUCGCACCGGCCGAGGCCUCAUCGCAUCGCAGGUCACAACCCGUUCGACAGACUCGCACGAAUCCCCCACGAAGCUCCAUCAAUGCCGGCCGUGUGGGCACCAGAGAGCCGCCCGCCUCUCGCCCAGUCGGCGACCAGCCCAUCGACAUCUUCCCUGCGAUAACGCAUUUUGCGGAUACAAUGACUGCUCUUCCGAAAGAACUGGUCCGUCACUUUACACUACUGAAAGAGGUUGACGCCAAGGUUUUCGCUCCUCAAGAGCAACUCUUCAAGCUCGUCUCUGCCGCGAGGCAGUCCUCUCGUCCCAGCCCUCAAGCCCAGAUUGAAGCUGCCACCUCUUCUGUGCUGACUUUCGCCACAACGAGUGCCCAAGGGAGCUCUACUGGCGCCGCUCAAACCAGCUCUCUGGCCCCAGCCUCGCCCGACGAGCCCAGCACCACUGCCGGUGUUUUUGACCCUUCCAAUAUUCCGAGACGACAGAUUUUCCGCCAAGCAGCUUUCAAAAUACAGGAAAUGCUUGUGUCGCUUGAAGAAAAGAACCACGUCAUCUCGACCGCCAAUGAGGCUCUCCAGCACCAGCUGGCUCGCGUCGAGGAUGUCUGGCCCUACCUCGAAAACGAGUUCAGCAACGAGGCGAAAUGGGGCAGCGCAACGCACUGGGCGUAUCCCGAGAAUCGGGGAGGCAAGUCCAGUUUCGAGCGAGCUCGGCGCGAUGGCGCCGCUGCGAUUUCCGCCGCUGCUCAAGCUUUGGCCGACGAGGCUGCGGCUCGGAGUGACGCCAGAAAGCAAGCUGUCCAAGCCAAGAAGAAUAUGAGAAAUGCCAAUCAUGGCACAGAGCUGGACGGCCCACGCGAAAAGAAGCCUUCCAGCAAGGCUAGAAAAGCUGAAGACGGUGAUCACGUUGGCCUCGGUAUCCCUGGUCCCACAAAUGGGAAUCCUUCAAAGAGGCGCAAGACGGAAAAGGCUGCUAUCGGAGGUAUUCCUAUGGAGAGAACAAUCAGCUCUGCACUUGGAAGCACGGCUUCCAAAGCCAAAGCCGGUAGCCCCCGAGGAACUCCUGCUCCCGAGGGAGCCAAAAAGCGUCGCGCUCUACCAACAGGAAGCGCGCCGAACAAGAAAAAGCCCGCUACUUCUGCCAAGACCUCGUCCACGACAUCCUCGCCGGUUGUUCACACCAUCGCAGAACCAAUGACUGGGGCAUCACCAGCACCAACAAGCGCGCCUCGACCUGCAUCCUCUCGAGCCCGCCAAAACUCCAUCAACUCUACCUCGGAGAACGGCAAAGCUCGACGCCCAUCUGUCACAUCAAGGGUCGCAAAUGGCAGCAUUGCGGACAAGCCAGAUGCCGCUACCGAGAAGGCUACCACCAUAACUGAAGUUCCUUUGCCCAUCAAGAGCGAGCCUAGCAAGAAGGACAGCGACAAGCACGACAAACAGGAUAGUAUUCCUACAGCUGCUCCCCCCGCUGCUCCCAAGAAAGAGUCCAGAGUGGAACCUCCUGAGAUUAAGGCCGAGUCAGCACCAUCACUACCGCAGCCUGCCACUGUUACCACCAAGAGCGGCAGAGCAAGCAAACCGUCGACGCCAGCGCUCGCGACAUUCCAGGAUGCCGCCGCUGCGCGAGCUUCGAGGGCGCGAAACGAGGGCGCUAAGAAGUCUCAUCGCAAGGGCAGCACAACCCUUCUCGUUGCACAACAGGCCGCCGACGAUGACGCAACCAGCAGCAUGCAAGAGGAGGACGAAGGCGAUAUUGAUGGUGAUGAGCCAACUUAUUGCUACUGCAAUAGUGUUAGCUAUGGCGAAAUGGUGGCCUGUGACUCGGAUGACUGCACUCGAGAAUGGUUCCAUUUGGAUUGUGUCGGCCUCAAGGUCGCACCCGGUUCUAAAAACUGCAAAGAACGACUCAGAUUGGCCGGUAAAAAAGUUAGCACUCGAUAG